Messenger RNA from Morchella sextelata, 1674 nucleotides. RefSeq lists its product as uncharacterized. The record is from RefSeq and is a predicted model, not a curated record. Gene Ontology annotation, biological process: regulation of DNA-templated transcription; double-strand break repair via homologous recombination. Gene Ontology annotation, molecular function: 5'-flap endonuclease activity; crossover junction DNA endonuclease activity; DNA binding. Lineage: Eukaryota; Fungi; Ascomycota; Pezizomycetes; Pezizales; Morchellaceae. Gene Ontology annotation, cellular component: Slx1-Slx4 complex. The transcript has 3 exons. Bases 1 to 1674 code for a protein of 557 amino acids.
AUGCCACCCCCACAUACACCGUCCACAAUGCCGCAGAAAGACCUAAAGCCCAUCCAGACCUUCUACUGCGCCUACCUCCUGCGCUCCACCGUCUCCACGAAGGCCCUCUACAUCGGCUCCACCCCCCACCCGCGCCGCCGCCUCGCCCAACACAACGGCGAGAACCGCGGCGGCGCAAAGCGCACAAGCUACGGAAACUACCAGCCCUGGGAGAUGGUAUGCAUUGUCGCCGGCUUCCCGUCCAGUCUUGCCGCACUGCAGUUCGAGUGGGCCUGGCAGCACCCGCACAUCAGCAAGAAGAUCCCCGCGCCCCUCCGCCUCGCAACAACCAAGCGCCGCACCUCCAGCAGCCGCCCAAAGCUCUGCGCCCCAAAGAGCCUCACCUCGCGCCUACAGAGCCUGCACCUCCUCCUCCGCGUGCGCGCCUUCGCGCGCUGGCCCCUCUCCGUGCGCUUCUUCGCGGCCGACGUGCACCGCUCCUGGGAGCUGUGGUGCUCGCGCGAGAGCACGCCACUGCGGCGGGGCAUUGGCGUUGCGCUGGACGUGCGCGUGCGGGAGGGGGAUGGGCCCGUGAAGCGGCAGUGGGGCGCGGGCGGGGUGGGGGGGCUGCAGGGGCUGGAUUUCGAGGGGGGGUUGGGCGCGCAUUUGGUGAAGGCGCGGGAGGUUCUGGGGGGCGAGGGGGCAGCGGUGGUGUGUGCGGUGUGUAAGGGGGAGGCCAGGCAGGAGACGGCGGUCGUGUGCCCGCAUGGGGAGUGCGCGCAUGUGGCGCAUGUGGGGUGUUUGGCGGGGGUGUUUUUGGACCGCGAGGUGGGGGCUGAGAUGAAGGCGGAGGUGCUACCGGUGGAGGGGGCGUGUCCGGGGUGCGGAGGCAUGACGCCGUGGGUGGACCUAGUGAAGGAGCUCAGCGUCCGGACACGGACCAAGGCGAAGCCUAAAAAAACGAAAAAAGGCGCCGCAGCAGGAGAAGACGACCAAGACGAGGAAGAAGAGGAGCAAGACCUCACAGACGAGGAAAUAGCUGACCUCGACCUCGACACCGACACAGACUCCAUCAUGAGCGACGAUCCAGAACCAGCAGCGAAGAAGAAGCGAAUCACGAAAAAGCCCGCCAAACCGCCCCGGACGCAGCGGCUUCCCAGCGUAAUCGAAGACAGCGACGGCGACCCCGGCAGCGACCUCGUCAGCGAGGCCGAGAGCGAGAAGGCCAGCAAGGGGCGUAAAACCGCGCGCACUAAAAAGGUAGUAGCAGCAGAGAGAAGUGAUGGAGCGAAAGGCGCCAAGAAGAAACGGGCGACGAAGAAGGCGCUUCAGGCUGUAGUCGAAGAAGAGGUAGAGGUGAAGGUGGAAGAGGUGGAGGAGAGUAAGCCGGUUAAGAAGGCCAAAGGCAGGCCGAAGAAGGUCGCUGAUCCCGAGUCCGAGACUGAGCCUGUAGUUCCUGCUGUAGAGAACGGGGGAGUGGCAAAGAAGGCCAGGGGAAGGCCGAAGAAAGUUGCUGAUCCCGUGCCUGAGCUUGUAGAGGACGUGGCAGCGAUCAAGAAGCCCAGAGGGCGGCCACGGAUGACCGCACAACCGCCCGACGAGCCGGGUGCGGCGAAGGUCAAGAGGGUGAGGAAGUCGAAAGCGGAAUUAGUUGUGCCAGAGAGCGACUGGGAGGGUGUAGAGACUAUUGUGUAG